UUCGCUCUGUAUAAAAGACCGGCACCGAAUAGAAGGAAGUUAAACCGAACUCUUUCCUACGACUUCGACUACUUAUUGAUCUACUCAUUCAUAAGUAUCUCCAUUAACAAUGAAGGUGACAAUUAUUUUCGCCCUCGCUCUCCUAGUGGUCUGCACUAUCUUUUCAGACACAGCAGAGGCCAGACCUGCGGAAAAAGUUCGCAAGCGCAGGGCGAACGAAGGUGACGAAGGUGACGAAGGUGACGAAGGUGACGAAGGUGACGAAGAAGGCGAAUACGAAUACGAAUACGAAUACGAAGAAGAUAAGGAAGAGGUAAAACCUCCGAAGCCCUCAGUUGAAGAAUCAGGUCGUCCUAUUGAUUUCAUCCGGAAGAACAUCGGUGAUCCUAACUUUGUUGACAAUCUAAGGGCUAGGUUACAUAUUUAUGGCCACUGAUGUUUAUAAUUCAGUUUUCACUCCUCAUUUGCUUCAAUUAAUUUCACAAAAUUAAAAAUGAGGAUAGAAAUACAAUACCCAAGCUGAAUAGAUACUAUUCUGAAUUCUAAUUGGUAGACAUAUGUAUUGGAAAAGAAGUCAAUAUUGUUCCAACACUUUUGUGAAAAUAAAAAACUUCAUAAAAAUA
Molecule: messenger RNA, 623 nt
Organism: Diachasmimorpha longicaudata
Lineage: Eukaryota; Metazoa; Arthropoda; Insecta; Hymenoptera; Braconidae
Product: stimulated by retinoic acid gene 8 protein-like
Exons: 3
Coding region: 110-436 (108 amino acids)
Source: RefSeq, a predicted model, not a curated record